AUGGCUUCGAACAUUUGCGACAUCGAAAAAUUAGUGAAACUUUUCGAUUCCGCACAAAAUAGUGAACAAUUCGACGAUGAAGAACUUGCACCGUCAAAAACACCAGUUAAUGACGUUAAAUGUUCAAAUUCUACUGACAAAAAAGCAGCAAAUCCCUAUGCAAAAGUUGAAACUCCUAAACGAAAAGAUGUACCAGAUUCGGAGGAAUUUUUCGAUGAAAAUCCAGAAGAACUGGAGCAAAACUGUUGGAAAACUACACCGAAAUGUGACAUUUCUUAUAGGCAAAGUGUCAGCUCGAGCGACAUGUAUUUAGCGAUGGGCUUGAAAAAUCCAUCGACCAGCAGUUGCGAAAACAUGGUGGUAGCCAUUGACCUGCCCGGCGAGAAUCGACAAAAUAUCGAUUUGAAAAUCGAAAAUGACACCUUAACUCUGACGUCACCCAAGUUUUUUUUGAAGUUGGACUUGCCGCAUCCUGUGGAUCCGAAAAGAGGCGACGCUCAAUUCGAUAAAGACAGAGAGAGACUCGUAAUUACUCUGAUUAUGAACCGAGAGUUGGAUUUAGUUAAUUUUUAA
Messenger RNA from Ceutorhynchus assimilis (cabbage seed weevil), 573 nucleotides. The record is from the annotation of a GenBank genome assembly. NCBI's taxonomy places the organism in Eukaryota, Metazoa, Arthropoda, Insecta, Coleoptera, Curculionidae.